AUUAUAUUUCUAUAUGACAGCCCGAUCGCGGUUCCUCGCCGGCGGAAACUCGCCGGCGGAACAACCGGGGCAAUCGUCGCCGAAUAUUAAUAAUAGAAUCGACUCAGAUUUUGUGGUGAUCCUUGCGUCGCUGCUAUGCGCGGUGAUCUGCGUGCUCGGACUCGUGGCGGUGGCGCGUUGCGCGUGGAUCCGGCGAUUUUCCGACGGUCGGGACGGCGAGGGGCAUCAGACGACGUCGGCGGCGGCGGCGAAUAAAGGCGUGAAGAAAAAGGUUCUGAAGUCUCUGCCGAGGCUGACGUACGGAGCUGACAGCGAGCUACAGGCGGAGGACCUAACGGAAUGCGCGAUUUGCCUUGCGGAUUUCGCCGACGGCGAGCAGGUCCGUGUGCUGCCGCAGUGUGGUCAUGUGUUUCACGUCACGUGCAUCGACACGUGGCUAGGGUCUCAUUCCUCGUGUCCUUCGUGCCGUCAGUUAUUGAGGACGGCGUUUUGUCAACAGUGCGGGGGAUUGCCGACGGAGCCGUGCUCGGCCGCCAGAAUUCAGCCGGAGCCACGUGAAAGCCACGUGACUGCGUCGUCGUCACGUCGGACAGCCAGAAUUCAACCGGAGUCACGAGAAAAUCACGUGUGCACCUCUUCGUCACAGAACGCCGGAAUUGAGCCGGAGUCACGUGAGCCUCACGUGGCUACGUCUUCAUCACUUCAAACCGCCGGAAUUGAACCGGAGCCCCGAGAAAACCACGUGAGUACGUCUUCGUCUGAGACCGGCGAAAUUGAGCCGGAGCCAGGAGAAGACCACGUGAGUACGUCUUCGUCUCAGACCGGCGGAGUUGAGCCGGAGUCACGAGAAAAUCACGUGAGUGGAUCUUCGUCUCCGACCGGCGGAAUUGAGCCGGAGUCACGAGAAAGCUACGUGAGUGCGACUUCGUCUCAGACCGGUGGAAUGGAGCCGGAGUCACGAGAAAACCACGUGAGUGCGUCUUCGUCUCAGACCGGCAAAGUUCAGCAUGAGCCACGUGAUACCACGUGCACUCUUGACUUAGAGCAGGCUCAAAUUGUGAAGCCUUCCGAACCCAGUUCGAGCGGUUUAUGUCAAACGGUCGAAAAAUGAAUCCGCAACGGCCGUAUUGUGGAGUACAAAAUCUCGAUCUCGAUCCACAAUCGCGGUGCCCUAGGUGCAGGUGCAGGUGAAGGCGCCGUCGACGUGAGGUAUUCUCUCUCAUUUCUCUUUCUCCUUCCCCUCUUCUAUGUAUUCGAUUUUAUCUCUUUCUCUUCAUCUUCUCCCCGCGGUACUUCAACUUAUUGUUCUAUCUGAUGAGAAACGAAUAGAGAUUGGGAAAAAUAGGUAGAGAAGAAGUAAGAACAUACAAAGCGAAAUUUCCACUCACCGGAGUUGGAAUCGCAUCGACUGUCGCUUCAAAACUAACCGCCGAGCUCCGCUUCCGACGCCGUGCUAGGGUUUUGAUAGAUUGGGCGGGAGUUUUGAUAUUAUUAUUUUAUUGUGAAAAAUUAAUAAGUUCUUUUUUUUAUUGAGUUUUUUCUUUUACCCCAGUGCCCCCUCAAUCAUUAGUGGUUCAGAACGAGUCAAUAUAGUUUUUUACUAAUCUUCUUCAUCAGUAAUGUAAUGAACUCAAUUAAUUAGUAUAUUCUCCAUCAAAUUUAUUACUAUAUUUCUGUCUCAUUUAAUUUGUUGAUCCUUUU
Molecule: messenger RNA, 1701 nt
Organism: Andrographis paniculata
Lineage: Eukaryota; Viridiplantae; Streptophyta; Magnoliopsida; Lamiales; Acanthaceae
Product: RING-H2 finger protein ATL3-like
Exons: 2
Coding region: 14-1111 (365 amino acids)
Biological process (GO): protein ubiquitination
Molecular function (GO): transferase activity
Source: RefSeq, a predicted model, not a curated record